AUGGCUGAUGAACCGGUGCCGCCAGUAUUAGGCAUUGAGCCAGACGCACUUCCAGAGGAUAUCCAGAGCUUUGGGUGGACCCCGCUGGAAGAGCUAAGUGGUGACAGCAAUGGCAUUGACCUUGCGCUCUUGCUGGCCCGGAACUCAAGCUGCAAAGCCGGAAGCAUGGGGUGCGCCAUUGCUGAUAAAUCCGGCAGGAUCAUUGCAGGCCAUGUGAAUGGCCCAGUGUGGGAGCCGAAUGCGAAGCGACCGGCCUCGGACCUCCACGCAGAGGUCAACGCCGUUGGGCGCUGCGCACGUUUGGGGCGGGCCACUGAAGGCUCUUCGGUUUACGUUACAAUGCCCCCGUGUAAGCGCUGCUUCAUGGCCCUGAUUGCUGCUGGCGUGCGGCGGAUCGUCACACGCAAAGAGUUUCUGACGCAGGACUCCAAGGAUAUUCAGACUGCCGCCCGUCGGCUCGACAUUGCCGUAAAGGUCGUGUCGGAUACAGCAGAGAGGCGAGAGCGCCUGGACAAGCUCUGCGGGCCGAUGCAAAAGCGAACCUUGGCGGCUUCUUUCUCUAUGACCUAUAGGACCUGGCAAGGUCUCAGUCCAGAGCUUGACAAACAUGCCCCAACGGAGGAAAACGCGAUCAAGAAGAAGUGGAUCCACCGGAGAGAGCUGGGAUUCAGUGUCGGCUCUGGCGUGAGAAACAAGGCCAUUGUGCCCGGCGUUGUUGAUGAUCCAUGA
Molecule: messenger RNA, 729 nt
Organism: Symbiodinium natans
Lineage: Eukaryota; Dinophyceae; Suessiales; Symbiodiniaceae
Source: the annotation of a GenBank genome assembly